AAGGCCCGGAGUCCGCGAACCUCAGUCAGUGCCUCCGACAACGCGCGCGAGUGACGCCGUAUUUCCCGCGCAUUCCAACUACGACCAUAGACUAAACGGAUAUAGUCUAUCCCGAAUCUUCCUGCGUAAAGGUAAUUUUCGGCCAGUAUUUUGAGUUUUUGUGUCCGAAGUUUGCAGUUACAAAAAAACAUGGGUUGGUCCCUUCCAGCGCUUCUUGCGCUCGCGACCCUCGGGUCAGCGCAGCUGCAGGAGACCUGCCUCUCCGUCGAAGAGGACCCGUACCUCCUCUUCGGCACCAAGACUGCUUACAUCUUCGCCAACCGAGGCCUCCCUAACAACAAUAGGGCCCAUGAAGUCCCUGGAUGCCAGCCGGUCGCGUUCUGGAUGAUGCAGCGGCAUGGCUCCCACAACCCGGAGGCCGACGAGAUCGAAAGGCUGCAGAACCUGACCGACCUCAAGAACAACAUCAUUAGCAACUACAGGAAUAGCAACUUCAGGAACACCAAUAAUCGCAUUUGCGUGUCCGACGUCAAGAUACUGGAGCACUGGCAGUACAACCCUCGCCACAACCUGAGCUUCGCCGGGGAUCUGACGAGUGACGGUUACCUCAGCGCUCAGCAACUGGCACAAGCGUUUAAGCGCAAGUACCCUGAGCUAUUUACUGACAACAGGCAUAAUUACCUGUUUAAAUACGUAAAAGAGAGUCGGCUCAGCACCACAUUCCGUGCUUUCUCCGAGGGCAUCUUCAAGACCAUGAUCGACAGCGAUGACCUCCCAAAGGAAAAUGAUGAGAAACUUCUAAGGCCGUACAAAUUCUGCAACGCUUGGACAAAAAGUACGGAAGAAAAUCCUGAUUCGCCCUCACAGAGAACUAUCUUCGAAUCCAAAUAUGAAUACAAACAAAUGGUAACAAACGUGUCCCUACGACUGGGCUUCAACUACGACGUGGAUGCGGCCGUAGUCCGCGGCAUAUAUCUGAUGUGCCGCUACAAUAAGGCCUGGGAUGUCACACAGAUCUCACCUUGGUGCGCUGCAUUCACCCGCGAAGACCUAAGACGCCUGGAAUACGCGGAGGACCUUGAGACCUACUACAAGUAUGGAUACGGCAACGAUCUGAACAAGAAGGUCGGAUGCGCAUACGUUAAGGACAUGAUGAGCUUCUUCUCUAAGCACGUGGAGAAUGAAAUGCCCCAACAGCCUCAAGUCAUGGUGCAUUUGACGGAAGCCCCAGCCAUACUACUAGCACUAGGGGCCAUGGCGACCCAUCAAGACACUGUACCACUGACUGGGGACAACUACCACAGCGCCGCCAUACAAGCUCGCAAGUGGGCCAGCUCGAAGAUGGCGCCUUUUAACGCCAACCUGGCCGCUGUUCUGUACAAAUGCACCCUGAACGGUAACUUCCAAAUCAACGACCAGUACCAAGUGCUCCUUCUGGAGAACGAGAGGCCGAUAUCGCUGGACUGGUGUCGCGUAGGGCUCUGCGAGUGGUCCCAAGUCGUCAGCAAGUUGGGCGAAGUCGCCAACGCCUGCGACUUAGAAGCGUGCAACGGGGCAACUGCGAUCGGGCAAUUUGUAGCGAUUACCGUGGCUUUGGUCUUCUUUGCUGUUCGGUCGCUGGUUUAAAAGGAAAUCAAUUGGAGACUUGGUAAUGUUGAGUUCCAAAAUAACAAAUUCGGUUUUGCUUGCUGCAGUGUCGCUAAUUUAGCUUUAUGGGCCAGUUUACUAGAACAGAAAACCUGAAAUGCUUGGAAUUCUUCGCAAGAAAAAAAUACCGACCGAAUUGAGAACCUCCUUUUGUUGAAGUCGGUUAAAAUUG
Molecule: messenger RNA, 1819 nt
Organism: Ostrinia furnacalis (Asian corn borer)
Lineage: Eukaryota; Metazoa; Arthropoda; Insecta; Lepidoptera; Crambidae
Product: multiple inositol polyphosphate phosphatase 1
Exons: 10
Coding region: 190-1626 (478 amino acids)
Molecular function (GO): inositol phosphate phosphatase activity; acid phosphatase activity
Source: RefSeq, a predicted model, not a curated record